Cutaneotrichosporon cavernicola is the source of this 708-nucleotide messenger RNA. RefSeq lists its product as uncharacterized. Lineage: Eukaryota; Fungi; Basidiomycota; Tremellomycetes; Trichosporonales; Trichosporonaceae. Gene Ontology annotation, molecular function: protein folding chaperone; protein-folding chaperone binding. The record is from RefSeq and is a predicted model, not a curated record. The transcript is spliced from 7 exons. The coding region runs from base 1 to 708 and encodes 235 amino acids. Gene Ontology annotation, cellular component: cytoplasm; nucleus.
AUGAGCACACUUCCGCAGUACUACAACAUCCUCAACAUCGACUCCACAGCUACGGCUGAGGAGAUCCGCACAGCGUACCGUCGCGAAUCACUCAAGACCCACCCCGACCGCCUCUCACCAAAGGCGCCAGCCGACGAGCGCCGCCGCUACACUGAGCGUUUCCAAGCAGUCGCGGACGCAUACUAUGUUCUCUCGGACCCCGUCCGGCGGGCGGAAUACGACGCGCUCUUCCGCACGCGCCCCGCGUCCGCGUUCACGGACGCAGGAGCCGACGAGGACGAGCAGGACCGCGCUAGCAAGAACUUCUUCGAGGAGUUUGCGCGAUACUUCAAGAACGCUACUGGCAACACGGCUGAUGCGGACGGUGCGGACUCGGGAGUAGGGUCGGAGCCUGGUACGCCGCCACGCCGUGCAAGGCCGGAUCCGAACGGCGUGUUCGGUGACGUGUUUGAGGAACUCCUCGAGCCCGAGGUAGCUAAUGUACACCGUCGCUGGUCCUUUGUUGGCGGUGCGGCGGGCGCCGCCAUGGGAUAUAUCGUUGCUAAUAUUCCCGGUGCUGUUGCUGGCGCCUUCGCGGGUAACCGCCUGGGCGCGAUUCGCGACGCCAAGGGCAAGAGCGUCGCGCAGGUAUUCUCGACGCUGCCGGGCGCACAGAAGGCGCAGAUCCUGCGCGCCCUUGCCGUCAAGGUACUCGGCAGCAUGCAGUAA